AUGGAGUACUGGCACAACGAUAAGGGCUUCGCAAAGCUUGAAAUGGUUACCCAUUCCUAUCCCCCAAAUAAGUACAAACAUUUGGGACAAUCGGCUUUCGUGGACAUCAACACCGAUGGACUCAUUGAUCACAUUUUGGCCGUUUGUAGCAAUGAAUUGAAUUCAAAUGACAAUGAGUGCAAAGACCCACAAAUACUGGGCUAUCAUUUAGACGACAAACAGUGGAUUCCUAUCUCUGAUAUGAAUAUCGGUAAUCAAUCGGCCCUUACAUUCGCUGAGGUCUCUGUUUUUGGGCAAAAACUUCCCAUAACUUUAAAGCACGGAGAUAUUGAUGGCGACGGGUAUCCCGAUUUGAUUACUGUUAUGAAGGAUAACAAGAAUCAGUUGAAAGCCGUAGUCCUGAAGAACACAAAAGCCGACAAUAAGCUAAAUCGAAAGUUUGUGGUCGACUGGACGAGUGAUAAAGCGUUGGGCACUGAAGUGAACGUAGAAAUCGCUGCUUUUGUCGAUCUCUUCGAAGACGGAAAGAUCGAUAUCUUAAUGACCACUAUAGACAAGAGUGGGAAGCGGUCGGUGGAGGCGGUGCUCAACACUGAGUGGUGGCCGCUGCUGGUCACCAGUGGUCUAUGCUAUGGGUCUAACUGUCCCCGAGGGAACAUCCCGUACGGCACCAACCAAGCGGGUCCUUUCGUGUGCUAUCAGUUGCAGGACUUGGACGGCAAUAUGCAAACCGGUUGCGCCGGACAACUGUCCCAAUCGUCGCACUUUGCCCUUCAGAUGCCAUACUCUGUGUUUGGUUUGGGAGAGACCCCGAACUUUUUGCAGGACUUGGACGGCAAUAUGCAAACCGGUUGUGCCGGACAACUGUCCCAAUCGUCGCACUUUGCCCUUCAGAUGCCAUACUCUGUGUUUGGUUUGGGAGAGACCCCGAACUUUGUUAAGACGAUCACUGCGUCCAUACCUUCGGGAGCGAUGAAACCUCGCGACACCAAAUGGACUCAAAUAGUAUCGGACGCACAGGUGGCGCUCAUCCCUUUCCCUCCCAAUGACACGUCCAGUUGGCGAGAAUUCAUAUAUGCAUAA
Oppiella nova is the source of this 1083-nucleotide messenger RNA. The record is from the annotation of a GenBank genome assembly. Lineage: Eukaryota; Metazoa; Arthropoda; Arachnida; Sarcoptiformes; Oppiidae.